AUGGCCGCUCUAGACUCCUCUUCAGAGGCGGGGGGUCCGACGCCUGCCCCGCAGUUAGUGAACCAAAUCCUCGAUCCGCUCUCAGGGAUCUUUCGCUCCAUCUGGGACGUCUCUGCCGUCACUCCUCCCACGAAUCCUCCUACCGACACUGCUACAGCUUCGCACGCCAGCUCUGCACCACACAAAGGCACAGCUCCCGCAGCCCCACCCCCCUCGCAAUCUUCUGUCCCCAACGCGUACCCCUCUGGUCUCGGACAUCCCGCGAAUGCGGAUCUCGGCGGUCCUCUGCGGUUGGUCCCGUACAACCUUGCGAUCACCAACCACUAUCCCAACUCCUUCACGAUCAACCCAUACAAAUCUGUCGACCGACUUCCUAUGGGUUCAUUUUGGGCCCAAUGCUAUCCCCAGAUCGACGACGAGACCGAAUUCCAAGACGACCACGUUCUCCGUUAUCUGCAUCAAUUCUAUGUUGCUCCGAGUGUUGUAUACCAUACUAGCUGGAAAACGAACGUGAACUUCAACAAAACUUCUUUUUAUCUGCCCUUGGAAGGAGGUUUUGUGAAUCUGCCGCCUGUGCGAAGUAUCAGGAAUCAUGACACCGAAGUGAAACGUCAGAAGCGUCAAUCCGAGGGUGCAUCCCAGAAAAAGGGUGCUUCCCAGCUGUCGACGAAGUUGGGCCAUAUACUGCCAGAUGUCUGUCUAACAGGGUAUCUCAUUGGAAAGGUCGCGGAAGGGACGUAUCCAAAACAACCCGAGGGCGACAGAGUAUCGGUCCAUGACGAUAAUCCCCAAAAAGUCCUUUACGCUGCCCUCGAGAACAAGUGGGAACAUUGGCCAAAGGCGAGCGGUAUGGAACCGAAAGGCAAAAUCAAUCUACACCUCGACAGCCUCCAAUUCACAAACAUGGAGGCUAUCGCUCAGACAUCCUUCUACAGCCUACUAGCCUAUCACGUCUCAAAGUGUCGUUCGGCUAUGGCAUUGGUCAACGGGAAUUUUACUCGUAUCCUGAACCUGUCUCACCUGGGGCCAGAAGGAAAAGAGGUAGUUUUGGAGGGCGUGACUCUGGGAGGAGACGGUGGCCGGAGAAUCUUGGUCGAAGCCCAUCCAGAUGUUGUCGCCAAGUUGAGGCACCACAGACUUCCUUGCCUGUCCCCAGAGCAAUUUGGCGAACUCGCGGCAGGCGUUUCUUUUCUUGGCAUCCAGUGGAAAGCACCGAAUUCCCUCAUCGCAAAAUACGAGGAUUGGAGCUUGGACCCAAAGGCUAAGGAGCGCCUUGAUGCCACUGUAUAUCUGAACCUUGCCCUUGCUACCCAUCAUCCGGAGACCGUCCCAGAUCCUCCCAUCGACAACCGUUCCCUCGAGCACGUCAUCGACACGGAUACCUCCGAGGCAGUGGUGUCGUCUAGUAAAAGACAGAAAAGGGCCGAUGUCUCUGGACCGACCGAGUACUUGCCCCUCAGUCCUGCAAUGAUUGCAACUCCAUCACCCUCGCCGUCUUCCUUUUCGACAAUAUCCUCAUGUUUCGAGAUUGAACGUCCAGUCAGUGUAGAGGAAUGGUGUUUGUCUGUCAAACAGAAGGCUUCUGCCGAUGGUACGUUCAUUGAUACGGCCAUCCCUCCCAAUCCUGUCUUCUCCACCACUGCCGAGCAAGUCCUUCCCCGCGAAAACUGGACCCACGGAGACUACCUCGACCACUUCUCGAGGCUUGGCGUCACCUUUGUGCUGGCUACGCCCACGGAGGUAGAUGUGUUGCUCGCGCGGGCGGCAAAAUUUGGCUGGGGUGGAGCACUGGGCAGGGGAUAG
Messenger RNA from Cryptococcus amylolentus CBS 6039, 1803 nucleotides. RefSeq lists its product as hypothetical. The coding region runs from base 1 to 1803 and encodes 600 amino acids. The transcript has 4 exons. Lineage: Eukaryota; Fungi; Basidiomycota; Tremellomycetes; Tremellales; Cryptococcaceae. The record is from RefSeq and is a predicted model, not a curated record.